Messenger RNA from Postia placenta MAD-698-R-SB12, 926 nucleotides. RefSeq lists its product as hypothetical. The transcript has 3 exons. NCBI's taxonomy places the organism in Eukaryota, Fungi, Basidiomycota, Agaricomycetes, Polyporales, Adustoporiaceae. Gene Ontology annotation, cellular component: nucleus. The record is from RefSeq and is a predicted model, not a curated record. The coding region runs from base 21 to 857 and encodes 278 amino acids.
ACGAACGUCAAGCACUCGCCAUGUCUGCCUCGGUCCUGAUAUCCACUUUCUCCCCUUUCCCCACACUGUCGCUCUCGGCGCCCGUCGAUGCUCCGUUCCAUACUCUCUACGACCUCCUCGCUGAACGCUAUCCCGAGCUGCCUCUAGACCUAGUACUUUCCCCGCAUCGUGGAUGUGCUCCUGCUCUAGACGCACCGCUUUCAUCUCUAUGGACAGCUGACAGUGCCAACAAUGGCGCACCCCUGGUCAGCUUGCGGCUUGUCCCAAGGCUCCGAGGAGGCAAGGGUGGUUUCGGCUCUCAGCUGCGUGCCGCAGGAGGUCGCAUGAGCAGUCAAAAGACGAGCAACAACGACUCGUGCCGAGACCUCAGCGGACGGCGCCUCAGCACGAUCAAGGAAGCGAAGAGACUAGCUGAACACAUCGAGAGCGAGCCUUUGCGCAAGAAGGCUCAACAAGAGGCUCAGCGCGCAAAGCUUGAGGCUUUGGAGAAAAAGCUUGGCAUGGCUCCUGGGGGAUCGUCGGACUCCGAUCCGUUGGCGGGCAAGAAGCACCGCCUCGAUGACACGGAGUACUUGGAACAAAGCAGGGAGAUUGUUGACAACGUGAAGAAUGCGGUAUCUAUCGCUAUGCUCAAGAAGAAGAAGAAAGCAAAGACCUCCCACAAUCCUCCUGCAGGAUCAUCGUCAGCCAGUUCGGUAGACAAGUCCUCGACGUCUGCUACAACAACGUUCGCUGCUGCGUCUGCUGCCGCCGCAGUGGCUGAUGCUACUUCGGUUGUUUCAGAGAAGAUCCGAGAAUCUGUCGCAAUUCCUGCUGCUUCAGUCGCGUCCGCAGCCGUUGGCGUGGCCAAUGCCUGAUUACCACGUUCCUAGUUGUACCAUGAUGACAUUAUGGCAAGAUGGUACGCGCGCGGAUAGUUGUUUGUG